Molecule: messenger RNA, 675 nt
Organism: Lasiodiplodia theobromae
Lineage: Eukaryota; Fungi; Ascomycota; Dothideomycetes; Botryosphaeriales; Botryosphaeriaceae
Product: GPI anchored cell wall protein
Exons: 2
Coding region: 1-675 (224 amino acids)
Source: RefSeq, a predicted model, not a curated record
AUGCUCUCCCACGCCCUCAUCUUCAGCGCCUUCAGCGCCCUCGUCACCGCGCACUUCACCCUCGAAUGGCCCACUGCCCGCGGCUUCGAUGACGACAAGGAGCCCAACUUCCCCUGCGGCGGCUUCGACAGCGUCUCCAGCAACCGCACCUCGUUCCCGCUGUCCGGCGCGCCUAUCCAGCUGAAGAUGGGCCACACCGAGUCGAACGUGCAGGUGCUGCUGGCCGUGGGUAAUGACCCGGGCAGCGCCUUCAACAUCGAGCUGCGCCCGACGUUCCGCGAGCGCGGCCCCGAUUCCUUCUGCAUCGGCGGUCUCGACAUCCCGGCUAGCGCGAACCUGACGGCCGGCAUGAACGCGACGAUCCAGGUCGUGACGAACGGCGAUCCCAACGGUGGCCUGUACCAGUGCGCCGACGUCACCCUGACCAACCAGACCCUUUCGACCGACGAGUACAACUCUCACUGCACCAAUAGCUCCGGCGUCACCUCCCAGACCAUCUCUAACCCUCGCAAUGCCAACGAGACAAGCGAGAGCUCUUCUGCCUCCGGCACCACGUCCUCCACCGCCGCCAGCGCUACUGCCUCGAAGGGUGCGGCUUCUGGUGACCUUGGCUCGUGGAGCGGUGUCUGGGCGUUGGGCGCCGCGGCCGUUGGCGGUGCUGCCGCAUUGUUGUAA